Thalassophryne amazonica is the source of this 3037-nucleotide messenger RNA. It is a transcript of the gene smo, whose product is annotated as smoothened, frizzled class receptor. The record is from RefSeq and is a predicted model, not a curated record. NCBI's taxonomy places the organism in Eukaryota, Metazoa, Chordata, Actinopteri, Batrachoidiformes, Batrachoididae. Gene Ontology annotation, biological process: smoothened signaling pathway; commissural neuron axon guidance; positive regulation of smoothened signaling pathway. Gene Ontology annotation, molecular function: patched binding; transmembrane signaling receptor activity. Bases 343 to 2823 code for a protein of 826 amino acids. Gene Ontology annotation, cellular component: plasma membrane; cilium; dendrite. The transcript has 12 exons.
UAAACUCUUAAACGCUUUCUGGGGUAGUUUAUCGUUGGUUCUGUGAGUUUUAUUUGAGGAUUUGGACCGUGUUUGACUUUGGAUAAUGAAGAAAUCGAAGCUCGUCCCGAAGGAGUCGGAGGAGACGCGCAGAUUGAAAAAGUUUGUCAGAACUGCGGCUAAACUUUGAUGCAGCUUCUUUUAUGAUCAUGCCGGGUUUGGAAACUUAGUGGGAAUCGACAGUGAUGAUAAGCUCGGGGUUUGUCGUGCAGACGGAUUUAUAAAGAAGCAACAGAUUGUGUGCUUCUCUUUUUUUUUUUUUUUUUUUUUCCUCUCCGGAGUUUGAAUCUUCUCUCUACCAAAAUGUCCUCCCACACUUGGGGCCCCUUUGUUGGCUUUUUCGGGAUGCUUUGCAUCUGGCCUGUCUGGCUCUCGGGCUCUGCGGCAGUUUUGACUCCAAACGGGACGAUAUUCGACGAUAACUGCAAGAAAACGACAACAUGCGAGGCCCUAAAGUACAACACAUGCCUGGGAUCCCCUUUGCCGUACACACACACAUCUGUGAUCCUGGCUGAGGACUCCAGCACGCAGGAAGAAGCCUUUGAAAAACUGACCAUGUGGUCGGGUUUGCGAAAUGCUCCUCGCUGUUGGUCUGUCAUCCAGCCGUUGCUGUGCGCCGUCUACAUGCCCAAAUGUGAGAAUGGUCGCGUUGAGUUGCCCGGUCAGAGUUUGUGUCUGGCUACGCGCCGGCCGUGUAGCAUCGUCGACCAGGAGAGAGGCUGGCCCAACUUCCUCAAAUGUGACCAAUUCCCCAUUGGCUGCUCGAAUGAGGUCCAGAAGCUGAAGUUUAACACGUCGGGACAGUGCGAAGCCCCCCUAGUCAAGACGGACAUUCAGUCGAGUUGGUACAAGGACGUGGAGGGCUGCGGAAUCCAGUGUGACAACCCGUUGUUCACUGAGGAGGAGCACACUGACAUGCAUGCCUACAUUGCUUAUUUUGGCACCAUCACCCUCCUGUGUACCUUCUUCACCCUGGCCACUUUUCUUGCCGAUUGGAAAAACUCCAACCGUUACCCAGCUGUCAUCCUAUUCUACAUCAACGCCUGUUUCUUUGUUGGCAGUAUUGGCUGGCUGGCCCAGUUUUUGGACGGCGCACGCGAGGAGAUCGUGUGCAAAAGCGACAACACCAUGCGACUUGGAGAGCCCUCGUCUUCUGAGACGCUGUCAUGCGUCACCAUCUUCAUCAUCGUUUACUAUUCUCUCAUGUCCGGGGUGAUUUGGUUUGUCAUGCUGACCUACGCCUGGCACACGUCCUUCAAAGCUCUGGGAACCACCCAGCAGCCGCUGUCUGGCCGCACCUCCUACUUCCACAUGGUCACCUGGUCCAUCCCGUUUGUCCUCACUGUGGCCAUUCUGGCGAUUGCUGAGGUGGAUGGAGACUCUGUGAGUGGGAUCUGUUUUGUGGGCUACAAAAACUACAGAUACCGUGCUGGUUUUGUGCUGGCACCCAUUGGGGUGGUUCUUGCUGUCGGAGGCUACUUCCUCAUUCGGGGAGUCAUGACUUUGUUUUCUAUUAAGAGUAACCACCCAGGACUCCUGAGUGAAAAAGCAGCCAGCAAAAUCAACGAGACAAUGCUAAGACUCGGUAUCUUUGGAUUCCUUGCAUUUGGAUUUGUUUUCAUCACCUUUGGCUGCCACUUCUAUGACUUCUUCAACCAGGCUGAAUGGGAGAAAAGCUUCCGAGAAUAUGUGCUGUGUGAAGCCAAUGUGACAAUCGCAUCCCAGACAAACAAGCCAAUCCCAGAAUGCACCAUCAAAAACCGACCAAGCCUCAUGGUGGAGAAAAUCAAUCUGUUCUCGAUGUUUGGGACUGGAAUCGCUAUGAGCACCUGGGUCUGGACCAAAGCCACGAUCCUCAUCUGGAAACGCACCUGGUACAAGAUUAUUGGCCGGAGUGACAAUGAACCCAAGAGGAUCAAGAAAAGCAAAAUGAUCGCCAAAGCGUUUGCAAUGCGAAAAGAGCUCCACGUGGAUCCCGAAAAGGAGCUUUCAUUCAGCAUGCACACUGUGUCCCAUGACGGGCCUGUGGCUGGAAUCAAUUUUGACUUAAAUGAAGCCUCCAAUGACAUGUCAUCAGCUUGGGCGCAACAUGUGACGAAGAUGGUGGCCAGGCGAGGUGCAAUCUUACCUCAGGACAUCUCUGUUACUCCAACCGGGACACCAGUUCCACCACCACAGGAGAGGACCAGACUGUGGAUGGUAGAAGCUGAGAUAUCGCCGGAGAUGAUAAAGAGGAAAAAGAAGAAGAAGAAGAAGAAGAAGGAGGUGCGUCCUUUGGAAGAGGUAUUAGAGCAGCAGGCUUACCGCCAGCGCGAAUUUGGCCCCAACUCAUUGCCCCACCUGCCCAAAGUACCCUGCCACCCACGUCUGGUAGGCAGUUUGAGGGAACAGGAGCAGCAACAGAAGUUGGAAGAGGAUGUCUUGCCAGGGUCCUAUCCAGAUUUCCAUCCCUGUCACCCCCUAUCUUGUGAGGAGAGGUAUCCCUACCCAUGCUGCCAGAACAGUCAGAAAUCAUACGGCCACAGCCUUCUGUUCAACCCUUUGACUUUCAGUGACCGCCCAGAGGAUCUGGGCCUGGGUUCCAGCCGCCUCCCGUCAUCUAACACCUGGCAGCGCAGAGGAUCUUCUCGAUAUCCUUGCGAUGGGGAUCUUCCUGAAGGCAUGUCAGAGAGGCUUGCCCAUGUGGCUCAAGUACCGGCAGGACGAAGGUCUGGUUUUGGGCCCAUCCAUUCUCGGACCAAUCUAGUGGAAGCAGAGCUUAUGGACGCUGACUCAGACUUUUGAGAGAAAAGGUGUCAUAUGUUCUAGGUGGUAUUUUGUGGUACACAGACAGUAAGCUAAAAGAAGUGCUGGAUACUUUCAAAUUUACAAAAGUACACCCAACUCCCGAUGUUCUUUUCGCCCCAAGUAAUAAAGUGAUAUAUUGUGAAUAAAUUAAUGAAAAUAGUUUUUAUACUGUAUAUACAUUACAUAAAAUAAGUUGGCAUAGGUAUCUCCA